AUGGAUAACUCCGUCAACCAAGAACUCAAUGAGAGCGGCGAACGCGACCAUGAUUAUUACUGCCUUCAAGAUGAUGAUGAUGAUGACGAAUCUCAGUAUAUAUAUGUCAUGAAUGCUAUCCUGAGUGGGACUGCACGUCUCAAUGUUCUCUUACCCACAGCUACCAUUCUUGCCUUCACCAUACUUGCUCCUCUCCUAACCAAUGAUGGCAAAUGCACCAGUUUCAGCUGCUGGUCGACGGGUUACUUCAUCACUUUUCUGGCUGCCUCUUGCAUAUUUUUCACAAUCACCGAUAGCUUCCGAACAGCCACAGGAAGGUUGUACUAUGGGGUGGCCACAUUCAGAGGGAUAUGGACUUUCAAUGGAGGCAGGAAGAAACCACUUGUGCCAUCUGAUUAUAGGCUGAGAUGGGCUGAUCUCUUCCAUGCUUCACUUUCAUUGGUUGCAUUUCUUACUUUUGCAGGAUCACAGAGUGAUGUUGUGGCAUGCUAUUAUCCAGCAUUGCCCAGGAAGAUCACCAACAGUGUUCCUUUAAUUGUUGGGUUUGUGAUUAGUGUUUUGUUUGUGGUAUUCCCUUCCAGGAGAAGGGGAAUUGGAUACCCUUUGUUGCUGCAAAGAAAGGCUUUGUAUAGUAGACGGUAA
Pistacia vera is the source of this 642-nucleotide messenger RNA. Its product is annotated as protein DMP2-like. Lineage: Eukaryota; Viridiplantae; Streptophyta; Magnoliopsida; Sapindales; Anacardiaceae. The record is from RefSeq and is a predicted model, not a curated record. Gene Ontology annotation, biological process: endomembrane system organization. Bases 1 to 642 code for a protein of 213 amino acids. The transcript has a single exon.